GCAGCUCAUCUGCAAGUCAGAACCAAACACAGAUCAGCUUGAGUAUGAGGUCACAGAAGAGCAUCAGUCUCCAACUGGAAUCAGCAGUGAUGAAGAGGAGGAGAUGCUGAUCAGUGAAGAAGAGAUUCCCUUCAAAGAUGACCCAAGAGACGAAACCUACAAACCCCACUUAGAAAGGGACACUCCAAAGCCAAGGAGGAAAGCAGGCAAGGGGAAGGAAGAAAAAGAGAAACAGAAGGAGAUUAAAGUGGAGGUGGAGGUGAAAGAAGAAAGUGAGUUUCGGGGAGAUGAGGAGCCACCCAGGAAGAGGGGAAGGAGGAGAAAAGAUGACAAGAGCCCACGGCUGCCUAAAAGAAGGAAGAAGCCUCCAAUACAGUAUGUACGCUGUGAGAUGGAAGGCUGUGGCACAGUCCUCGCCCACCCUCGCUAUUUGCAGCAUCACAUCAAAUACCAGCAUCUGCUGAAGAAGAAAUAUGUGUGUCCCCAUCCCUCCUGUGGACGGCUCUUCCGGCUCCAGAAGCAGCUGCUACGGCAUGCCAAACACCACACAGAUCAAAGGGAUUAUAUCUGUGAAUACUGUGCCCGGGCAUUUAAGAGUUCCCACAACUUGGCAGUGCACCGGAUGAUCCACACGGGCGAGAAGCCUUUACAGUGUGAGAUCUGCGGCUUCACCUGCCGGCAGAAGGCCUCUCUGAACUGGCACAUGAAAAAGCAUGACGCAGACUCUUUCUACCAGUUCUCCUGCAACAUUUGUGGCAAGAAGUUUGAGAAGAAGGACAGCGUGGUGGCACAUAAGGCCAAGAGCCACCCAGAGGUGCUUAUUGCUGAAGCACUAGCUGCCAAUGCAGGCGCCCUAAUCACCAGCACCGACAUCCUGGGCACUAGUCCAGAGUCCAUUGCCCCACCCACCGAUGGCCAGGGCCUUCCCCUCCUCCCUGACCCCCUGGGAAGCACUGCCCCUGGCGAGUGCCUACUGCUGAACCCUGACGGGAUGCCAAAGGCGUACUGCAGUGGGGCUGAGCGCAUGAGCCUGAUGGCCGAUGGCAAGAUCUUCGUUGGCAGCGGUAGCAGCGGGAGCACGGAAGGUCUGGUCAUGAACACGGAGAUUCUGGGAGCCACCACAGAGGUUCUGAUUGAAGAUUCUGACUCUACCGGACCUUAGCAGGCAGGGAGCACGUGGUUGUUGGGACAGCUCGGACUUUGUAUUUAAAAAAAAAUGGAGAAACUUAUUAAAAAAGAGAGAAGUUAAACAAAUUUAAAAUACUAGUAAAUAAACGAAGGGCCUGCUCCCCUCCAGCGUGGAUCACAG
Molecule: messenger RNA, 1309 nt
Organism: Emys orbicularis (European pond turtle)
Lineage: Eukaryota; Metazoa; Chordata; Testudines; Emydidae
Gene: ZFP91
Product: ZFP91 zinc finger protein, atypical E3 ubiquitin ligase
Exons: 9
Coding region: 104-1162 (352 amino acids)
Biological process (GO): regulation of transcription by RNA polymerase II
Cellular component (GO): nucleus
Molecular function (GO): transcription coregulator activity
Source: RefSeq, a predicted model, not a curated record